Molecule: messenger RNA, 1270 nt
Organism: Myotis brandtii (Brandt's bat)
Lineage: Eukaryota; Metazoa; Chordata; Mammalia; Chiroptera; Vespertilionidae
Gene: PRKRA
Product: protein kinase, interferon-inducible double stranded RNA dependent activator
Exons: 8
Coding region: 46-936 (296 amino acids)
Source: RefSeq, a predicted model, not a curated record
UUUUUCUGUGUUUUUGUUUUGUUUUGUUUUUGCAGUUUGGGGAAGAUGAUUACAGCUAAACCAGGGAAAACACCGAUUCAGGUAUUGCACGAAUACGGCAUGAAGACCAAGAACAUCCCGGUUUAUGAAUGUGAAAGAUCCGAUAUGCAAAUACACGUGCCCACUUUCACCUUCAGAGUAACCGUUGGUGACAUAACCUGCACAGGUGAAGGUACAAGUAAGAAGCUGGCGAAACAUAGAGCUGCAGAGGCUGCCAUAAACAUUUUGAAAGCCAAUGCAAGUAUUUGCUUUGCAGUUCCUGACCCCUUAAUGCCUGACCCUUCCAAGCAACCAAAGAACCAGCUUAAUCCUAUUGGCUCAUUACAGAAUUCAGAUUCAAAGCCUCAGAAGCAGCUACAAGAAGGCCAUUUGAGAGACAAAUUAUACUUGAAGUACAGCAACUCUAAGCCUGGAGAAAUUCCACAUAAUUCUCAGUUUAUAGAAAAUUGUAAGCAGGAAGUAAACAAUGGAAAAGGGGCAUCAAAAAAACAAGCCAAGAGAAAUGCUGCUGAGAAAUUUCUUGCCAAAUUCAGUAACAUUUCUCCAGAGAACCACAUUUCUUUAACAAACGUAGUAGGACAUUCCUUAGGAUGCACUUGGCAUUCCUUGAGGAAUUCUCCUGGUGAAAAGAUCAACCUACUGAAAAGAAGCCUCCUCAGUAUUCCCAAUACGAAUUACAUCCAGCUGCUCAGUGAAAUCGCCAAGGAACAGGGUUUUAAUAUAACAUAUUUGGAUAUAGAAGAACUGAGUGCCAACGGACAGUAUCAGUGCCUCGCGGAACUGUCCACCAGUCCUAUCACAGUCUGCCACGGCUCUGGGAUCUCCUGCAGCAAUGCACAGAGUGAUGCUGCCCACAAUGCUUUGCAGUACUUAAAGAUAAUAGCAGAAAGAAAGUAAACGUGAAACAACCUAGGAAACCCUGCGGCAGCACAUAACACGUCCCUCUCUCACCCCUUCCCAAGUAACACAUUUACUGUAAUGUUUGAGUUUGUGUGUUGUUUCUAAAUCUCUUUCAUAGAUUCCAUCAACACUACAGAUUUCAUUAUCUCCUAGUUGUUAUUAACUCUUUUUAAUGGCUUCAACUUUGUAUUGGUAUACUGUAUUUAUAAACUUUGUACCACAGGCAGAGUGUAGCACCCAUUUGGCAAUGCCAUGUACAUAGGAGGAAGAAACUGCAUGUGUAUUGAUGAUGAUGAAGAUGAUGAAAUAAAACUGCUAACAACAGUCUUUC